GCGCCGGAGCAAAUGGGACCAGCCUGGGCCUUCUCCAGCUCUUUUCCUCCUCCCUGCUACCACCCCUGUGGUCGGCCGCCCCGUCCAGGGCAGCGGAGACGGGAUGUCCGGCUCUGAAGGCUCCGCGGCUCCUUUAGGAGCCCUUGAUGCUGCGGCAGCCGUGGCAGCAAAAAUCAACGCCAUGUUAAUGGCAAAAGGGAAGCUGAAGCCAACCACGAAUUCAGCGGACAAGCUUCAGGCUCCGGGGAAAGGUCCGGCCACGAACAAAAGCAAAGACGACCUUGUGGUGGCUGAAGUGGAAAUAAACGACGUGCCGCUCACGUGCCGGAAUCUCCUAACAAGAGGACAGACGCAGGAUGAGAUAAGUAAGCUGAGCGGGGCGGCCGUUUCCACUCGAGGGAGGUACAUGACCGCGGAAGAAAAAAUAAAAGUCGGCCCUGGGGAUCGUCCGCUGUACUUGCACGUCCAAGGACAGACGAGAGAAUUGGUGGACCGAGCCGUCAACCGAAUCAAAGAGAUCAUCACCAACGGCGUUGUCAAAGCAGCCACUGGGUCCAGCCCCACCUUCAACGGGGCGACGGUGACCGUCUACCACCAGCCUGCACCCAUCACUCCCUUGCCCCCAGCUGUUGGGCAGAAGCCACCCUUCCAGUCUGGGGGAAUGCACUAUGUCCAAGACAAGCUGUUUGUGGGCUUGGAACAUGCCGUCCCCACCUUCAACGUUAAGGAGAAGGUUGAAGGCCCGGGGUGCUCGUAUUUGCAGCACAUCCAGAUAGAAACGGGUGCCAAGGUGUUCCUCCGGGGGAAGGGCUCGGGCUGCAUCGAACCUGCCUCCGGUCGAGAAGCGUUUGAACCAAUGUACAUUUACAUCAGCCACCCCAAGCCGGAAGGCCUCGCAGCAGCGAAAAAGCUUUGUGAGAACUUACUACAGACUGUUCAUGCAGAAUACUCGCGGUUUGUGAACCAGAUUACCACCACCAUGCCGUUAACAGGCUUCGCGCAGCCGGCAACCAUCGCGACUGUUCCUCCCCAGCCGCCGUAUUACCCGCCCAACGGCUUCCAGGCCAGCUACCCCGUGGCUCCGCCCCCUCAGCAGCCAGGCCAGCCUCCUUAUGUGGUGCCGGGCAUCGGACCUCCGGCCGUCCCAAUGGCGCCGGGCGUGUUGGCCCUCCCCACCAGCGUCCCACCCGUGCCAACCCAGUACCCAAUUACACAAGUCCAGCCUGCUGCUACCGCCAGCCAGACUCCGCUAAGCACUCCUUUUUUGCCUGCUGCUCCUGGAAAGACGAACCUGCCAAGUGGGACGCAGCCCCCCGUACAGCCCCCACCUCAGCCAGGCCAGAAGAGACGAUUCACCGAGGAGCUACCGGAUGAGCACGAAUCCGGACUCUUGGGCUACCAGCAUGGACCCAUUCAUAUGACUAAUUUAGGUACAGGCUUCUGCAGUCCGACUGAAAUGGACGGAACAGGUUCGAAGCCAGCAGGUUCCUCAGGAAAGGAGAGAGAGAGGGACAGGCAACUGAUGCCACCGCCGGCGUUACCAGUGACCGGGAUGAAACCGGAGUCUGAUGACAGGAACGGGUCCUUGGGGGGCAGCAACGAUCAUCCAGCGAAGAAGAUGAAAACCGGCGAGAAGGAAUUCGGACUGGUGGCCUAUGCCGGUGACUCCUCGGACGAAGAGGAAGACCACGGGGGUCUUAAAAAUGCAAGUAACUACUCACAAACGUGGAGAUUAGGGUACCAAUAUCCUUCCUCGCAGCAGCGGGCGAAGCAACAGAUGCCAUUUUGGAUGGCACCUUAGAUCCCUCCCGUCGGUCAUCCGUCUCAAGCAAUAACGCAUGUAUUCGAUCAAACAGUCUUUGCAACAUGGACCUCGCCUCUGCUCUCUGCACAUGCUUUUGAGACGCAGUACGCCUCUUUCGUGGCCGGGCUGUUUUCCUCCCCCCCCUCGCUACGUCUGCGGUAGGGAGCGACUUUAAAAUCGCCGGCUUCUUGGAACACAAUUGCCGAUAUCCGUGUUUGUGUGAUCCUUGGAAGGAAUGUCCUUGUCUUGGCGUUUCCUCCUCCACCUUCUUGGGCAUCUCUCGGGGCCGUCGGAAGAGGCGCCCGCCAGCUCGCCGCACCACUUAACCAGCUGACGUUCCAUGUUUCUUCCUCUCUGGAAAAGGAGAGUUUUUCAGUUGCGCGUAAGAUGAAUCCUUGGCUGGAUAACCUCGACUCUAGACUCGCCUCUUUUAGAACGUGUUUCUUUGUUCCACCUCAGCAUCCUUUUAUUUUUUUUUUUAACUUUGGAAAAUGCAGCUUUCCUAGCUGUAGGCACUGUUGGCUUCCGUUGGAGUUCUUUGGGCUGGCUGAAUAAAAUCUUCACUUUCUUGGCCUUUCUCCAUCGUACCAAGCCACCUUAGGCAGGGAACAACACCCGUGGCUUCCCAACACGGGCGAUUCAGACAAUUCAGAUGUAGAAUUGCCCUCUGUGUUUUUCAUCCUGGCACCCGCCAUCAGCAUGGAGUUAAUUUUGGCAUGGUUACAAUCUCCUUUCUGUUCCAAAAUGCAAGUGGCACAACCAACUUUGUUUCAUGGUGGUUCCCCCCCCCCUUUUUUUUUUAAACGUAUCUUCGGGAAUUGGUAUAAUGCUGUCCUAGCCGAAGAGAUAAAAUUCUUAAGAUUGUUUUUAUAGUGGUUCAAAACUAACUGGUUUUCGCCCGGACGUGCGGGGCUGCUAUGUGGCAAACAUGUUUUUUUGCACGAUGGAAUACGCAGCCUUGGGAGUGGGGACCACGGAAACUCAACUUUUGCUGUGUGUUCAAACCACAAAGGAAUAUUUAAAGUAAUUUGGAUCAAGUGUCAGGUUUUUUUUUUUUCCAAAAAACGAUCUGGCAGGUUUGCUUGGCCUGAAACCAACCAACCUCCCCCCAAAUGCACCCUGUUCUCUGAUUUUCUACAUGUUGUAAAUAAAUUGAACCAUAAUUUCACGAUAAA
Messenger RNA from Python bivittatus (Burmese python), 2979 nucleotides. NCBI's taxonomy places the organism in Eukaryota, Metazoa, Chordata, Lepidosauria, Squamata, Pythonidae. The record is from RefSeq and is a predicted model, not a curated record.